Racocetra persica is the source of this 645-nucleotide messenger RNA. The record is from the annotation of a GenBank genome assembly. NCBI's taxonomy places the organism in Eukaryota, Fungi, Glomeromycota, Glomeromycetes, Diversisporales, Gigasporaceae.
AUGCUUUCUCAACGAAAAAUAUAUCCAGAUUCAAAAAGUUCGGAUGAAACAAAUGAAACAACAUCUCUUAUAUCUGGUAUUUUUAAAAACAAUAAAUGCGAUUCAGAUAAUUUGAAAAAAACUUUACUUUGUAAUUUCGGUGAAUUGCCUCUCUGGCUUCAAGAUAAUUGUGAUAUUCUUAGAGGGUAUCGAAGACCAACAUUUUCUUAUCUAAAAUGUGCUGAAUCAUUGUUUUAUGUUCAUAACGAAAGUGCGCUUGCAAACAAGUUUAGAACACCAGAAUUUAGAUGGUUUCGUACAGGACUAUUUAUAUCUAUGGGAUUAAGUGCUAUUAUACCUUUAAUACAUGCUUUAAUUAUUUAUGGGGUUGAACUAUCUGUUAAUGUAAUCUCUCUUAAUUGGAUGGUUGUGAUGGGAGCAUUUUACAUUACUGGUGCUUUGAUUUACGGCGCAAGAAUACCUGAAAGAUGGUUUCCUGGAAAAUUCGACAUUUAUGGAUCAUCACAUCAAAUAUUCCAUUUUUUUGUUGUGGCUGCAGCAUUUGUACAUUAUUUUGGUGUUAUGCAAGCAAUGAUGUAUUGGCAUGAUAAAAAUCAUAAUUGCGAACUAGAUAUCACAAUGUUGACACCUAGUUUUAUAUAUUGA